AUGAUUUCGACUAAGAAGAAUCAACCGUCAGAAGACGUUUCAAAUGUUGCUGACUCGUCGACUUCUUCAGACACAUCACUGCCAACAACAUUGGACUUGUACCGGAUUUUUAACGAUACCGGUGAUAUAUCAUCAAAUUCACGGAGUAUUUAUAAUUAUUUGGCUGAAACGUUUCCAUGGGAAGAUUGGACUUUAAUGAAUUACGGUUUUUUAAACAAAAAUACUGAUAUGAAAAAAAUUAAUGUAACAAAUAUCAAUCACAAUACUGCUUCAUACUAUUCGAUUCUACUAUAUGCUGCUGUUGUUGAUGAUAUUGUCUUACAAAACUUGGAUGUGCUUGAAGUUGGCUGUGGGCGUGGUGGCGGAUGCGCAUGGAUAUCACGCACAUUAAUGCCACAUUCUAUACUUGGAGUCGAUUAUUCAGAGUCUGGAAUCGAACUCUGUCAGAAGAUUCAUUCGCACAUACCGAAUCUUCGUUUUGAACAGGGAAACGCCGAGCAUUUAUCGUGUCUGAAUGAUUCAUUUGAUGUUGUGAUUAAUGUCGAAUCAUCACAUUGUUACCCAUCAAUGGAACGCUUUCUAAGCGAAGUUUAUCGCGUAUUAAAACCGGGUGGAUAUUUUUUAUGGGCGGACUUCAGAGAUUCUGGGCAAGAAAAUGUAGUUCUUGAACAAUUUAAAACAUCUGGUUUGGAGAUAAUCGAACAGGUUGACAUUACCGAAAAUGUCGUUUUAGCAUUGCAUAAAACAAGAGAAGACAGGCUCAAUUUCUUAAAACAACUACCAAAAGAACAUCAAGAAAAAUUUGAAGAAUGGCUUGAUAAUCCAUCAUUGAAAAAUAAUUACGCAUUUUAUUGGCGUUAUAAAUGCAAGAAAGCACUUGUACCAUUAUUAUGCUGUGCAUAA
Messenger RNA from Adineta ricciae, 903 nucleotides. The record is from the annotation of a GenBank genome assembly. Lineage: Eukaryota; Metazoa; Rotifera; Eurotatoria; Adinetida; Adinetidae.